AUUUGUCUCCGGUAGUUGGAGCCGCUCGAGUACGACAACAGACAGUCAGUUGACAGAGAACUAAACAGUCACUGAGCAAUAAAGGGUUGCUAGUAAUGUCGGUACAAUUUUUCUUUUUUUGACAAUUGUGCAAAAAGAUGCAAAGUCCUCUAGCACGUCGAGCAGUUCGAAAGACUAAUCUCGCAAGAGUCCGCGGAGUGCAACGAGCAUUGUGCAAAGGGCGCCGAGGCUUCAAGGAGUGGAUGCGGUGUAAAGUAAUGAGUAACAUAGCAGCAGGCAGCGUGAUGAUCCACGGCCUGAUGGCCGAGCAGAACAUCCGGUGAACUUCGAUCGCUGCAGUAAAACAGUCGAAGCGAAGACUUGAAAAUUGCAACGAGCGACUCGGAUACUUUCAGGAUGUUUGUGGCUUUUGUCGUCUUGUGCGCGCUGCAGAGUGCAGCCCGGGGCUCAACUCACAAAGGCGUGCGUGCGUCGCCUUCUGGCGCGGUGACGCUUCGGCCGUGGCUGACGGGCCUGACCGCCGUGGUGGUCUUCCUCUUCGUCGUCUUUGUCUUCGUCAUCCUCAGCAGACUCUUCAGGAAGGACAGGGAGGAGGAGGCGAGGGAGGCGUUCGGAUGCUACGACGAGGCUGCGGAGAUGCGCCAAGACGAAGCCAAACAAACCAGCUUUUAGGCCCGACGCAACCUGGAGCUGAACACGCUCAAGAGUGUCCAGAUGAUCGUGAUAAUACAAACUCCGACACUUCCUUGACUUUGUGAAAUGCCUUUAAGCGUGUUUAUUCAACUGUUUUUUUCAGAUUUGCAACAUGACAUGUUAAAUGAAAAAAGUUGUUCUCUUUCUUUUAGCCGAUAGACAUCUUUGCUUGCAAAUUCUCACCCAAAGUGCCGGGAGCUGCCAGACUCAGCAGCAUCGCUUAGAAAGUCAAAUGAAAAAUUCAACAAUAGCCGCUGA
This is a messenger RNA of Phyllopteryx taeniolatus (common seadragon), 951 nucleotides long. It is a transcript of the gene smim24, whose product is annotated as small integral membrane protein 24. The transcript has 3 exons. The record is from RefSeq and is a predicted model, not a curated record. Lineage: Eukaryota; Metazoa; Chordata; Actinopteri; Syngnathiformes; Syngnathidae. Bases 397 to 672 code for a protein of 91 amino acids.